CGAUGUCGGGGGAAGAAGCUAGCAUACCCAAGCUAAAUGCUUCUGCGGAAAGUACCGGGCAGUCAGUCACAAGUACAUCCCAAGGGACCAGUAACAAUACCGAGCCUAAUAAUAAUCCAAGACCAGAUCAAGCUAGUAGACAGAACAAUCUUCAGCGAAUUCAACAGCGCAAGCAACAAGUUUUCAAUUUACCGCAGGUUAAAAAGUUACUGAAACUUGCGAAUUACAGUGCUUGUCAAGUUGACGAUUGUAAGUGCAAUGGCUGGAAGAAUACACAGACGCUGACAAAAUCUCCAAAGAGCGAAGCUCAGCCCGUUGCCACAUUUACCGAUCCAUGCAGGAGCUGUGGUCACAUUUUAGAAAAUCAUAUUUCUCACUUGGUUUCGCAAACUGAUGAGAUGAUCAAUAAGCUGUUAGGUAUGGUUGUCGACGUAGAUAAUAUUUUUAUGGGAAUGCACCGAGAAGAGGAUCCAGAUACUAAAAGAGUCUACUAUUUUUUAUUCAAACUAUUAAGAAAAAGUAUUUUGUCCAUGACAAAACCUACGAUUGAAGGCCCAUUAGGGCAACCGCCUUUUGAAAAACCGAGCAUAUCAAAGGCAAUCACUAAUUUUGUUGUUUAUAAAUUUGGACAUUUAGCACAGCGAGAUUGGCAAUCCAUGUAUGAUUUAGCAAAAAUGUUUUUACAUUGUUUGAAUCAUUGGAACUUUGAGACCCCAAGUGCUAGAAAAACGGCUGUCAAUGCGGACGAAGCACCCGCAUACAAAAUUAAUUACACACGGUGGCUUGUGUUUUGUCAUGUACCUGCUUUUUGCGAUUCUUUGCCGCAUUUUGAUACAACAUUAGUGUUCGGCAGAACUUUACUACAAGCAGUUUUUAAAUCAGUUUGCAAACAGCUAAUGGAUAAAUGCCACAGUGAAAAAGACAGGAUGUCAGCUGAAAAGCGAAUUCUUGUUUUAAAUCAUUUUCCCAAAUUCCUAUCGAUGCUGGAAAUAGAAAUUUAUUCAGAAAAUUCUCCAAUAUGGGAUCCAGAAUUCAAGCAAGUUUUGCCUUCUCAUUUGCAAAUGUCGGUGGAAUCAAAAGCAAAUCAAAAUCGUAGAACAGCCGGUGAAUUUGAGAAGGUUACCGUUGCCCCUAACGAGAAAGAUAAUUUUACGACUAUCAAUCUUAGUCCAGGUAUGAAAAAACUUCAAGGCAAAAGAUCUCAUUCUGAAGUGCGAUCGGACGCGAAGAGAAGAAAGACUGAAGAGGUUUUCGAAGAUUUAUCAGAAGAGACUGUAAUGAAAAUCAUAGCCACUAUUAAGGACCCAAAUUAUAUGUUUGGAUUAGAUGCAAUUUUCCCGCCCAAUGCACCUAGAGAUGAAACUCCAAAAUUAGAAGAGAGUAGGAAGAUGAUUGAGUUUCAUAUAGUUGGAAACAGUUUGACUCAGCCAGUGUCAAAGCAAACUAUGCUUUGGCUUAUUGGCCUUCAUAAUGUUUUCAGUCACCAACUAACAAGAAUGCCAAUGGAAUAUAUUUCUCAAUUGGUUUUCGAUCCGAAGCACAAAACGCUUGCACUGAUAAAAGACGGCCGACCAAUCGGUGGCAUCUGUUUCCGGAUGUUCGGCACUCAAGGCUUCACCGAAAUCGUCUUCUGUGCAAUGACGUCGGAACAACAGGUCAAAGGCUACGGCACUCAUCUCAUGAACAUGUUAAAGGAUUAUCACAUUAAGCACAAUAUCCUCCACUUCCUCACGUUUGCCGAUAAGUUUGCCAUCGGCUACUUCAAGAAGCAAGGCUUCAGCAAAGACAUCAAACUGCCUCGUGCCAUCUUCCAAGGCUAUAUUAAGGAUUACGAAGGGGCGAUGCUGAUGCACUGCGAGCUGAACGCGAAGAUCGUCUACACGGAGUUCACGACGGUCGUGCGCAAGCAAAAGGAGAUCGUGAAGCAGCUGAUCUACCAGCGCCAGCAGGAGAUCCAGAAGGUUCACCCGGGCCUCACUUGCUUCAAGGAGGGCGUGCGCGGCAUCCCCGUGGAAUCCAUACCCGGUAUACGCGAGACCGGCUGGAAGAAUUACGCGCAGACGCGAACGCGGGGCGUGGCCAAGGGCUCGCAGGGCCCGGAACCGAUGGAGGCCUGCCUCGACAUCACCGACUCCCUCUACAAUGCCCUCAAGAGCGUCCUCACGAGCGUCAAGAAUCACAGCGCAGCUUGGCCCUUCCUAAAGCCCGUCGACAAGAACGAAGUGCCUGAUUAUUACGAUCACAUCAAGUACCCCAUGGAUCUGAAGACAAUGACCGAACGUCUAAAGUCGAGGUACUACGUGACACGGCGCCUCUUCAUCGCCGACAUGACGCGCAUCUUCACAAACUGCCGAUUAUACAAUGGCCCUGAUACGGAGUACUAUUCAUGCGCCAACUCCUUGGAAAAGUACUUCCAAACGAAGAUGAAGGAAAUAGGCCUUUGGGAUAAAUAGUCGAGAGCUGGGCCACUGAUACGUCUUAGCGAUUGUUUACAUCCGUCCUCGUUUUCCAACAUUAUGUUGUUCGAGGACAUGGUGAGUGCCGGUAUGUCGUGCGACUAAUAGGUAAACUUAGGCUGUUCGAGAAAAUGAUUCCCUCAGUUGGUCACAAUGAUAUUAUUGUUCGGUGGGAACGAUGCCUAGAACAUUGUUUUGGAGCGAAUACAUUACAAUGUUCAUCUCAAAAUUCUUUUCUUUCGGCAUUCGAAAAGAAUGAAUUUUCAAUUGAGCUUUUAGAUGAUUACGCGAACAAUUGGAUUUCACAAGCCUAGUUCUAUUGGUGUAAUAGUAC
Molecule: messenger RNA, 2790 nt
Organism: Ceratosolen solmsi marchali
Lineage: Eukaryota; Metazoa; Arthropoda; Insecta; Hymenoptera; Agaonidae
Gene: Gcn5
Product: Gcn5 acetyltransferase
Exons: 5
Coding region: 3-2453 (816 amino acids)
Biological process (GO): chromatin remodeling; positive regulation of transcription by RNA polymerase II
Cellular component (GO): ATAC complex; nucleus
Molecular function (GO): histone H3 acetyltransferase activity; protein binding
Source: RefSeq, a predicted model, not a curated record